AUGAUAACACUCGCACUGUUGGUGUCACUCCUCUUGACGGUAACAAGGCGUUAUUCUGGUAAGUAUGUCCGUCUGGUUUCUAACAAUUUCAAUUUUAAUUUGACAGUUAACUGAGAGAUUUCUUGCGCUAUUUGGUCAUUCGAGCGCUAUGGUCGAUGUUAGUUUUUUUAAAAACUUUUUAGGAGCGGCCGUGAAUGUCUCUAGUAGGGGCGGCGCAUUUAGACACCCACGGCUGCUAACGGCACAGCUCGCGUUAUCAUCCUCCGCCUUCGGCCACGGCUUACAACACUUACAACGACCUUGACCGACCUCAUUCAAUAAUUGGCUUACAUUGUUCAUUAUCGUUAAGUCACAAUUUGAUCUCUUUAGCUUUGGAAUGCCCAGAAACGUGGAAAGAAUUUGAAGGCUUUUGCUACAAGGUUAUGGAUAGGCUCGGUUAUCGGCGGAGAUUUGCUUGGUCAACAGCAGUAAGCGGAUGUUUUGGGUUUGGAGGAGACCUGGUAAGCAUAUCGAAUGAAAAGGAAAAGAAGUUUGUCCAUGACACGGCUUUCAAGGACGCAAACCGCACUUCUGUUUGGAUUGGGUUGGCGUAUCGGCAUCAAAAGGGUGGAUAUGUAUGGACCAAUGGAGAAUCGUUUAACAUUUCUGUUUCUGUCCAGUGGCUCAACAUGUCGAGAAUUGUUUAUGAAAAUAAAUGCGUCGAAAUCUUGAAAAAUGGCUGGAACCUCACCGAAUGUUGCAAGGAAAAUAAACAUCUCUUCUGCAAGAGACCGAAAGGUGAGUUGUUCCUGCGUGGGAACUCGACAUUGAAAAUGAUGGGGAAGUUCUAAUCGUACCAGGUACGACCAAAGCACAGGUAAAAUUUGAUCCGUUGAGGCGCUUAAACUCUUAAACAGACUUUAGAUAGACUUUACGCCUUUAAGUUUUUGGCAAGCUAGAUUCCACCCUGAUAUUUGGCUUUUUCCAUUUGUUUUCUCGUUUUGUUUUGCAGUCAUUUUAACCUCAAUUAUAACCUUGCUGGGUUAAAGGAGCUUUUAUGGUGGCUACAACGCAGUUUUUGACACAUGACCAGCCACGCCCAUAAUUAUGCAAAUUUUACAUGUUAGAAUUACCACACCCAAACACAUAUUAAAGAUCCUAAUUUUUCUUGUAUUCUAUUUUAAAAAAAUGAAAUAUAACAACUGAUUGAUUACCGGGAAAUUUUGGAAUAUUAUAUUCCUUGUUCUCUGAUUCUCGUCCCAGUCUCCCUAACGUUUACAGCUGUGCCAUGAUUCUUAUUGGUUUCAAACUAUUUGCUCUGUAAAUGUUUCACUAAUGAGGUCCAUUGGCCUGUUCUGCUGGUUGGUUUUUCAAUGGAGUAUCUUGCUACAAGGAAAAUGGAAACGGUACCUGGGAAGGUGCAAGACAAGGGUGUACUGAUUCCGGAGGUGAUUUAGUAAAGGUUGAUGAUGAUAAUCAAAAACGAUUUUUGAUUCACUUCAUGGAGGUCACCGGUCUGAAGAAAACCAACUUAGAUGUAAGUAUCGAGUCAUUAACUCUUCGAGCCUCAUGAUCGCAUGAUCAGCAUGAAAUUUCUCCAUGUAACAUUAAUUCAUUAAAAAACAUAUUAGUCACAAGAAUUAAUCGUAUAAGGAGAUGAUCAUCCGAGGUAAAUGUAACUGAUUCUUAAUACAAUUACUCUUCCCACCACAUCUGUAGGAAACGUGUAAGGACAGGACAUGGGCAUUUAACUUGAGAUGUUAGGUUUUUUAUGCAGUUGAUAGAGCACGCUUAAGGCUAGGGUAAAUAUAUAUAAGAGGAGAUUUCAAAGAGGAAUGCGGAGAAAUCACAUCUUCUGUGUAGUUCGUGUCACAGACCCAAUUGAAUCAGUGAUGUAGAUCGUAGACAGUGUUAAAUCCAUUUUCAUCUAUAUUUGUAUCUUGAAAAACGCAAAUGUUCAAAAGACAACGUUUCUCAUCCUCAGUUACUUUGGCAUAACAUGAGAUCAGGCCCAAUUUUAGCCGUUCUCAUAUAUUCUCCCUAACGGCCACCGCUAAAAUUGGGCCUUUUCCAAACUCUCUCACGUUUGUGCUAGUUACGGCCAGAUUUUGGCCGUAUCGCUGAUUGGCUGUUAGAACAAUGCCACAAGAUCUGAUUGGCUGUCGGAAAUGCCGGAAGUUGAAAGCUCUUAUUCCUCUUGUGGUUGUUUUCGUGAAUGAUCCGCCAUCUGCGGAGAAAGGUCGAUUGUGCUGUCGUUUUUGUUUGAUGGUCUUAUGGUAGGAAAAUAUGCCUUAAUAUGUACCAUGAAAAUUCAGAAAAUUCAUAUGGUUGUUCAUAUCUUCUCUGGAUUUGCUUUAUUUACGGAACUAAUGUGAGUGUAUCGCGGAGUUGAAUCCCUCUGCAAGUUCAGUGUUGGCCGCUAACAAGGUGCUUUUUGAUUUACCAACAAACGAGUGCAGAUCAAAAUACUGUCCAUCUUAGAAGUGGUUUUAUUUGAAAGUUUAGCCGGGAAAGACUUUUCUGAGCGGGGUAGGCAAACGGAGGCUCAUUGCCAAAGAAACCUCAAUCGCCAACUGUGAAGUAUUCGACGAAAAACAUCGCAUGAUCACUGUUCAGGGAAUUUUUGUUGGCAUUAUCAUAAAAGCUAGUGGCGCUCUUCUUAAGGUAACACACUUGUUGUUUGCCUUCAUUUUUUGUAAAAAAGUAAACCAGGAAAACUGGUGUCUUCGUUCGUUGGCUAUUUGCUGUUUGUUAAUUUCGAUACAUAAAAUAAAAUUUAGCGAGCUUUUCAGACCUGCAGUAAAACAUGAACACAACUAAUUAAAGGAGAACUACAAAGUGUGUUUGUAAUAUUGUUUUUCGUUUUGCUUAUAGCUCUCCAAAGUGAUAAUGUUUACAUGGAUUUAUAAAGAAAUAUAUAUUUUUUAGACGUUUGUUUCUCUAGUAAAUGCGCAAAUUGCAAGUGUUAAAUUCGAGCGCGCCUAGCCAAAACAUUAAGAUUAGAACAUCUGGUGUCGCCGUCUUUUCGAAAACUUUUUACCUUCUGCGCCAAUAGAAAUAACCUUCGAAAUCUCCUUUAAUCUCGUAAGAAGAUAUUUGGUUGAAAAUAUUAAAAGGUAAAAGCUAUUUUUUAAGUCAGCGAGUCUGCAUUUUUCCCACGUAUAGAAAAUUUGCAUAUUAGAAAAACAAGGAACUGACGUAAUUUUGGUUGGCUGAUUCGACAAAUGUCAAUCAAUCAAAAAUGUUGGCGACAGACGUUUCGUAGAAAGUUUGUAUCAGGCUCUCUUUUUGUUUCGCCUUGCCCGCCGGAAUGUUAUUUACAAAGCGAAACAAAAAUUGAGCCUGAUCUCAGGUUACUUUGGCAAGCUGAGCGCACAAAGUGAAUUAUUAUAAAAUGCGAGUUUAUCGUUCAUACAUACAUAAAUUCCAAGCAAUUCUGGUGAAUUUGGUAGAAAACCAGUUGUUCUGACUCUCAUCAGCUGAGACGUCUUGAUCUAAAAUGCUAUCUUCUUUGAAUAACGAUAUAUGCCCUUCUGGACAAAAAUUAUUAACUUAAUUUGAUUGUAAGUGAUCAUAAUUAAGUAACCCCAUACGGUCAUGUUGACAGUGGUGUUAGUUACAUCAGGCGAACAACUCACGAAACAACAUCACCUUUAAUAUCAUUCCUGGAAAAGUCUUGGCUGAGAAGUUAAAAUCCUGGUUUUCACUAGCGCAUUAGCACAAGCAUAAGGACAUACUCACGCGCAGAAUGGCAUAUUUGAGUCAAUUCUUAAUACCAGCUCUUCUCAACCCGAUGAUAAACAAGAUGAUGGACUCUUUGUCCGCCAUAUUGCUUUGAUAUGUUUGCAUGAGGUCUGGGUCAAAGUGACCUUUGAUUGGUUCACGGCCUUGUACUUACGCAUGUGCUUAUGUCAACCCAGUUUUAAACAGUCAAAGCUACAACAUAGCAUAAGCACAAGGACAACAAACUUGUCUGUUUUUCUUGUGCUUAUGCUUAUGCUUAUGUCGACCCAGUUUUCACUUGCUUACACCCGUGCUUGUGCUUAUGCUUAUGUGCUAGUGAAAACCAGGCUUAAGAAAAUUCUUGGCCGAGAAGUUAUCAUGAGGUUAAGCCUGGUUUUCACUAGCGCAUAAGCAUAAACAUAGGCACAUGCACAUGCGUAAGCAAGUGAAAACUGGGUCGACAAAAAGCAUAAGCACAAGAAAAACGGACAAGUUCGUUCUUCUUGUGCUUUGGCUUAUGCCCAUGUCGUAGCUUUGACAAGUGAAAACUGGGUCGACAUAAGCACAAGGCCGUCGACCAAUCGUAGGCCACUUUGACCCAGACCUCAUGCGAACAUAUCAAAAGCAAUAUGGCGGAUGCUUCGUCCGCCAUCUUGUUUAUCAUUGGGUUGAGGAGAGCUGGUAUCGAGAAUUGAGUCAAAUAUGCCAUUCUGCGCGUGCGUAUGUCCUUUUGCUGACGCUUAUGCGCUAGUGAAAACCAGGUUUAACAAAUUGAAAAAAAUAGGCAUUUUUCAAAACAUCCUUGUCGCCAUGGAAACGAUCGAAAUCUUACUUCUAAAAUGUCAAAUUUAUUGUCCUUAGUAUAAAUGUAUUCUGUCCAUACCAAAUAUGAGCCUCAAAGAGUCUUGAAUGACACUCCCAUUAUCAAACUGUUUACAACCACCUUAAUUAAUUGUGGUUUUUGUAGUAAAUUGUUCCAUUUAAUAUUUUUUCUGUAUCCCUUGUAAUUCCUUUAUACAGCACGUAUGGAUUGGCCGAAAAGGUGAUUCGAAUUGUUUACAAAUGGAGACAAACACUGGAAUGAUAGAGAAGGCGGGGGAAUGUAACGACAAAAAGAACUAUAUUUGUGAAAUGCCAGCGUCAACAACAAGUACGUUUUCUAUCAUCCACAUCGAGAAGGUUACACUUAGCACAUUUAUCGUAAUAGCCCAAGCUCAAUACGAGAGCCCUUAACANGGCAUUUUUCAAAACAUCCUUGUCGCCAUGGAAACGAUCGAAAUCUUACUUCUAAAAUGUCAAAUUUAUUGUCCUUAGUAUAAAUGUAUUCUGUCCAUACCAAAUAUGAGCCUCAAUGAGUCUUGAAUGACACUCCCAUUAUCAAACUGUUUACAACCACCUUGAUUAAUUGUGGUUUUUGUAGUAAAUUGUUCCAUUUAAUAUUUUUUCUGUAUCCCUUGUAAUUCCUUUAUACAGCACGUAUGGAUUGGCCGAAAAGGUGAUUCGAAUUGUUUACAAAUGGAGACAAACACUGGAAUGAUAGAGAAGGCGGGGGAAUGUAACGACAAAAAGAACUAUAUUUGUGAAAUGCCAGCGUCAACAACAAGUACGUUUUCUAUCAUCCACAUCGAGAAGGUUACACUUAGCACAUUUAUCGUAAUAGCCCAAGCUCAAUACGAGAGCCCUUAACAACCUUAUUUUACUUAGCUAAUUAUUUAUUCAUACAGCAACAACCACAUAAGACAUUGUAUGAAAAUUAUUACUUUUUCUUUAAAAUUGGGCGAAAUGUGCAUUAUGUUUUUCCUAUUAAGCUUUUGUUUAGUAUUUUCAGGUUAAGUCUAUCAAAUUUUCGUGAAUGACUUCCAAUUUAGUAAAAGCUCUGCUUUUAGGCUUGUCUACAUGUUAUAAUUUCACGCUUUUGCCCCAGACUUCGAGGUAAGUGACCUUGUCAGAAAUACUCGAUGCUUUUAAAGGCUUGUAUUAUUCUGCAUUUAUCUUCAGGUACUGUUUGUUAUGAGUACCCUAACAGGAAUUCCUCUGUUCCCAUUAAAGUCAGCUGUACUUUUCCAGAAGACCUUUGUUUCAAAUAUGACAAUACAACGUCAAACGGCGAACAAGUCACCAUUCGAGGCUGUAUAUCCGCUGAUCAAUGCGGACAAUUUGAUGAUCAUCAUUUGCACUGUUGUGAAGGAGAUCUGUGUAAUAGUGGUAAGUAAGCUCAAGUAUAAUGGACACAAAAUAGCUAAAAAUUGUUACUUUAGGUCCGCCGUGCCAUGUUCCUCAGAAACAGGGAAAACUUAGUUUAUUCUAACAAGGAUCCAUGAAGGAGGAAUAGCCAUGCUUAGCAGCGAAGUAGAUUUUAAGAACCUUUUUGUAAGUUUUCGCAAGAUAAUGCACCUAUUUUAUUCAGCGCAUACUCACACGUUUCCUAUGCCAUUUAUAAUGCAAUACCUUUCCUUGCAGUUAAGAACACCACGAUAUCUGAACCCGAAAAUCCGACCCAGGCCAUUUCUAAAGUCAUUUACAUCUCACUUGGUAUCACCUCCGCUUUUUUGCUACUGUCCGUGGCUAUUGUUGUCUGGUGCUACAGAAGAAAGAAGCUAAAGACUAUUGAAAGGUUUGUGUUUCUUUUAAUUUGCUAGCCUCCUUGUUCGGCGUAAUUUUUUCUCUAGUUUAAGGUGUAUCAAAAACACUUAUAUAAGCAAAAUUUUACUUUCCUAGCAUUUAAUUUUAGCGCGAUGUUAUUGGUUAGAUUACGUCACGUGGCCACUUAAAGCGUCGUGCACCCGCCAUUGACAGUUACAAAGAAAACAAUCAAGCAUUUUGUUUUAGCCAAGGGGCUGAAAACCUAAAAAAGACAGUAAGAAAGAAGAGACCCUGAAGACGAAUAUCUUGAAAAAAAAAAUGAAAAUUGACUUGACUGGUAAAAAGAUGUUAUUGCGUUCGACGUCGAGAGAACGCAACCUAGACCCCCAAGAGCCUGAGCACGAACAUUCAGCACAAAGAAACUCAACUUUUUUUAGGCUGGGUGAACUACCGAAAACGAUAGGUUGAAGGGUAAUGGCUAAAGUCCUUGGCUGACAGCUUUCUUCUGAGAUGCCUCUUUCUGCCAGCUGUUUAUUUUAACAGACAACCGCUGUUGAGCCUAUCUUGGACCAAGAGUUAUCUCUCAUGUCAACACGAUAUCAAACUAUGCCCAGUCGGUGAGGUUGCAUUUUUGAAAGGCAAAGGCCGGUUUCGAGAAGCAGCGUUUGACCUCUAA
Porites evermanni is the source of this 6961-nucleotide messenger RNA. The record is from the annotation of a GenBank genome assembly. Lineage: Eukaryota; Metazoa; Cnidaria; Anthozoa; Scleractinia; Poritidae.